UCAAAUAUAUUAUCCACUCUAAAACAAACACUGCAAUAAUGGCAACAGUGACGCAUUUCCUCCCUUUUCCCGGUGCCAAAAAGUUGUAAAAACGUAAAGAAGAUAUCAUCCACCACUAGCUCACCACAAGCGGGCAGCCAGGGAGGCCUCACCACCUAUUGCUGUAGCAAAUCAAAGCAACAAAAGAGAAAUCCUGACUAAAUUUUUCUCUCUUUCUCUUGUAAGUAUUCAUAUUCUCCUUCCCUUUUGGCCCAAUUGUCCAGCUUGCAGAGUGCCCACUUUUCAGGUUCGUUCAUGGUUCUCUCAGUUAUGUGUGGUGGUAGCUACUGUCUACAUUUUUUUAGUUGCCCGCAUUUGGAUUUAUGCAAUAUUUGGCUUUGGAAUUUAUGAUUUUUGCUAGUAGAAGACUUCUUGAAACCUAGACUGUAUUUUCAAGAAUUGUGAAGACCCUUUUGAAAUAACUUGAAAUAAAGUGUACCCACUUGGAAAAAGAUGGGGAUUUUGCUGAAGACACCUAAUAAGCUUCAUUUUGUGUCUCCCUUGUGUGGUUUUGCUGAUAAAGUUAGUGCCUUAAGCUCUUUGAAGCCUCAGAUUAGUCAAGAAUUUAGCAAGUUUGGUUGUAAAAAAUCUUGCUUUAGAGGAGGGAGUGGUAGAAAUGGUUGGAUUAAGGCUAGUAGUAGUGCUAUUUUGGAACUUGUUCCUGAAACCAAGAAAGAAAAUCUUGAAUUUGAACUUCCUUUAUAUGACCCCUCAAAAGGGCUGGUUGUGGAUUUGGCUGUUGUAGGGGGUGGCCCUGCAGGGCUUGCAGUUGCACAGCAAGUCUCAGAAGCAGGGCUUUCUGUUUGUUCAAUUGAUCCUUCUCCCAAAUUGAUUUGGCCUAAUAAUUAUGGUGUCUGGGUCGAUGAAUUUGAGGCUAUGGAUUUGUUAGAUUGCCUCGACGCCACGUGGUCAGGUGCUGUUGUUUAUAUUGAUGAUCAGAAUACUAAAGAUCUUGAUAGACCUUAUGGGAGGGUUAAUAGGAAACUGUUGAAAUCGAAAAUGAUGCAAAAAUGCAUAGUGAAUGGUGUUAAGUUUCAUCAAGCUAAGGUUGUGAAAGUUAUCCAUGAAGAGUCCAAAUCUUUGUUGAUCUGUAAUGAUGGUGUUACCAUUCAAGCUGCUGCAGUACUAGAUGCAACUGGUUUUGCUAGAUGUUUGGUUCAGUAUGAUAAGCCUUAUAAUCCCGGAUACCAAGUUGCUUAUGGAAUUUUGGCAGAAGUAGAAGAGCAUCCCUUUGAUGUAAACAAGAUGGUUUUCAUGGAUUGGCGAGAUUCACAUCUUAAUAAUAACUUGGUGCUAAAGGAGAGAAACCAAAGGAUACCAACUUUUCUUUAUGCCAUGCCAUUUUCAUCAGAUAGGAUUUUCCUUGAAGAAACUUCCCUUGUGGCUCGUCCAGGAGUCCCGAUGGAGGAUAUUCAGGAGAGGAUGGUUGCUCGGUUGAGGCACCUUGGGAUAAAAGUUAAAAGUAUUGAAGAGGAUGAGCGGUGUGUGAUUCCGAUGGGGGGCCCUCUUCCAGUAAUACCUCAGAGAGUUGUUGGAAUUGGUGGUACAGCCGGCAUGGUACACCCUUCAACUGGGUAUAUGGUAGCAAGGACUCUAGCAGCAGCUCCUAUUGUUGCCAAUGCCAUAGUUCGAUACCUUGGUUCAGAGAAAACUCCUGUGGGUGCAGAUUUAUGUUCAGAAGUCUGGAAAGAUUUGUGGCCAAUAGAUAGGAGACGCCAAAGGGAAUUCUUUUGCUUUGGGAUGGAUAUUCUGUUGAAGCUUGAUUUAGAUGCCACAAGAAGGUUUUUUUAUGCCUUUUUCAACCUAGAACCUCGAUACUGGCAUGGGUUCUUGUCAUCUCGAUUAUUUCUUCCAGAGCUAGCUCUUUUUGGGCUUUCUCUUUUCUCUCACGCCUCCAAUACCUCGAGAUUUGAGAUUAUGACAAAGGGAACUCUCCCUUUGGUAACUAUGAUCAAUAACUUAUUGCAGGAUGGAGAAUAAGAAACAUGGACUUGCAGUCAUCAUGUACCAGAUAAGAUUUAGUUCUUGCAUUCGUCCUAUAAGAGCAAAGUGCAAACAGGGAUUGUAUGGGUUCUGUGUGUUAGGAUGACUAAAGCUUCCCAUUGUACAUAAGGAGAUAGCAUUCCAGGUGCCUUUGUAUCCUGAGCUGUAAUUUUCUUACCAAACAAACACCGCUGGAAAUAUCCAGUCACUUAAUAGUUUUACCAAUAAUUUUUUAGCUUUUGUCACUUUCUGUGCCUUCUUUCUGUAAAUGAACUAGAAUUUGAGAAUAAUCAUAACAUCCAGAGCAUGACCAUGAAGGAAACUUUGUUGUGCUUUUUGGG
Molecule: messenger RNA, 2363 nt
Organism: Coffea arabica (coffee)
Lineage: Eukaryota; Viridiplantae; Streptophyta; Magnoliopsida; Gentianales; Rubiaceae
Product: lycopene beta cyclase, chloroplastic/chromoplastic-like
Biological process (GO): carotenoid biosynthetic process
Molecular function (GO): oxidoreductase activity, acting on paired donors, with incorporation or reduction of molecular oxygen
Source: RefSeq, a predicted model, not a curated record